Chironomus riparius is the source of this 906-nucleotide messenger RNA. The record is from the annotation of a GenBank genome assembly. NCBI's taxonomy places the organism in Eukaryota, Metazoa, Arthropoda, Insecta, Diptera, Chironomidae.
AUGGACAUUAAGGUAGACAUAAUGAGCAAUGAUAAUAAAAUCAUUUUAAAAGACUCACUGCCAACUUUUAACUGGUGUGGAUUGUUUGGAAAAAAUGGAAAAGUUCCAACAUCGCCUGGCUGGAAAGUGGUAAUGAAAGGUUUUGGAAAAUAUUUCAAAGACUACAUGAACUGUCCAAUUAAGAAGAACAUCACGCUCAAUCGUAUUAAUGGAGAUCCGAAAAUGUUGCUUUUUGCGCCCAAUGGAAAAGUUCAUUUUCAGCUGCUUGGUAAUAUUUUUGGAGAUAAAGGGCAAAGAGAAUUUGUUAAUGUUUCACUUGUUGUUGAGUCUGCAAAACUGUUUGACUUUCAGACUUGCUUGAUGUUCGUCAUGAAGGUUUUCAAUUUAAUUUUCAUGCUUUUUUCGACAAUAUUUCAUAUUGAGUGUGCUAAAAACUAUAAAUUUCUAUCAAUUGAAUCUUGUACAUCUGACAAUUAUUUGGUUGCUAAUAAUACUAAAUGUGAAGCUGAUGGGAUUUAUUUAACAAUUAAUAUCGAUGUUAAACAGCCAGUUACAAAGUUAAUGAUGGAUAUUCGAAUGAAUUUAAUGAACAACGAGAACAAAAUCAUUUUUAAAGACUCAUUGCCAAUUUUCGAUUGGUGUGGAUUAUUUGGAAAAAAUGGAAAAGUUCCAACAUCACCAGGAUGGAAACUUGUCAUGAAAGGAUUUGGUAAAUAUUUCAAAGAAUUCAGAAACUGUCCAAUUAAGAAGAAAUUAGAACUGAAUCGUAUGCAUGGAGAUCCAAAAAUGAUGCUUUUUGCACCAAACAUGAAAUGCCUUUUUCAACUUCAUAUGACAGCUUUUACUGCAAGUGGAGAGAAGGCAUUUAUUGAUAUAUCUCUUAUAAUUGAUAUAUUUGACGAUUAA